CCACCUUAUCGUCUCCCCCCUCGGGUUCUAUCCAAGGCAGAAGAUUCCGGUGGGAAACACACGCACCUCCUCGUCGGGCGAGCGCAGCAGAAAUGGCGACCCUCUCCAUGGUCUCCGGCCCCGUCGCCACCUCGUCCCUCCCCCUUUCCACCCGCCGCCGCGCCUCCUCCGUCUCCUUCCCCGCCCCCAAGAAGGGCGGCAUUGGCCAUGGUGGCCUGCGGAUCGAGUGCAUCCGUAUCGGUGGUGUUGAGAUCCCAAACCACAAGAGGGUGGAGUACUCGCUGCAGUACAUCCAUGGCAUCGGACGGAAUCGCUCCCGCCAGAUCCUUUUGGACCUCAGUUUUGAUAACAAGGUCACCAAGGACCUCUCCGAGGAGGAGGUCAUCACGCUCCGUAAGGAGGUCACCAAGUACAUGAUUGAAGGAGACCUUAAACGGUUCAACCGUGUGGCGAUCGAGAGGAUGAAGGAGAUCCGGUGCUACAAGGGCAUCCGGCACAAGCUCGGCCUCCCGGUCCGUGGCCAGAGGACAAAGAACAACUGCAGGACGCUCAAGGGGAAGAGGGCUUCCGUCGCCAAGAAGAAGUCGGCUUCGUCCUCCGACGAAUAAGUGACAUUGCCAUGUGUAUUUACCUCUUGUUUGGUUUUUGUGAGCUACAUCACGACGCUACUACCGUUUGUUGCUCCGGCUCAAGUUUCCAUGCCGUCGUAGAUGAAUUAUAUUACGGGGAUAUGGUCGGAUGCUGCUGCAGAGUUUAUAGUCAUGACAUCUCUUCUCUUA
This is a messenger RNA of Triticum urartu, 779 nucleotides long. RefSeq names its product small ribosomal subunit protein uS13c. The record is from RefSeq and is a predicted model, not a curated record. Gene Ontology annotation, biological process: translation. Gene Ontology annotation, cellular component: mitochondrion; small ribosomal subunit; ribosome. Lineage: Eukaryota; Viridiplantae; Streptophyta; Magnoliopsida; Poales; Poaceae. Gene Ontology annotation, molecular function: structural constituent of ribosome; RNA binding.